AUGGGCUCCGACGUCGAAAUGUACGGCAAGAACACGAGUGGCAACUCCAGCGUAGAAGCAACCGCCUUUCCUGUGUCCUCAAAUCCCGACAAAUCGCCAGAGUUUGAUGAUCCCGAGAGAGAUGCAGUCUUUGGAGCGAGAAAAGAGGGCGAGGUCGACUAUAGAUCAGUUGGAAUGCUCAAAUCCAUCGUUCUUAUGGUAAAGCUUACCAUUGCCCUCGGUGUACUGGCUAUGCCACAAGUUCUGCUUGAAGUUGGGGCAGUACCAGGCGUCAUUAUCAUCAUUGUCAUUUCAUCAUUAACCACCUGGUCGGGCCGCGUUAUCGGCGUUUUCAAAGCCAAUCACCCCGAAGUGUACUCUCUGGAUGGCGUGGGAUACGUAUUGGCAGGAAACUGGGGCAGGGAGGUUCAUUCCUUUGCCUAUGCCCUCUUCAUGAUUUGCUUGUGCGGUUCAGGUUUUAUCACCACGUCGCUGGCUUUCAACGCCAUCACAGGUCAUGCCGCUUGUACAGUGGUCUGGGCGGUUGUCGCUGCUGUGGUCACAUUUGCCUUUGCUUCGCUACAGACGCUCAAUACAGUCUCCAUCCUGGGUUGGAUUGGGUUCUUCUCCAUCCUGUCUGCCAUCCUCAUCAUCACCGUUGCCGUCGGUGUUGAGGAUCGUCCUGAAGCCGCACCUUCCACCGGCCCUUGGGACAAAGACAUUCAUGCUUUCAACUCUGAAGCCUCUUUCCUGGGUGGCAUGGGGGCUGUCUCUACUACCGUCUUUGCCUACUGCGGUACCCCGGCCUUCUUCAAUGUCAUCGGCGAGAUGCGUCAACCCAAGCGGUUCAACCAAGCUCUCUUUGCUUCCCAGGGCCUGUGCACGGCCCUCUACAUUACCAUCGGCGUUGUGGUAUACUAUUACUGUGGGCAGUACAUCUCGAAUCCUGCUCUUGGAUCCGCCGGCAUCAUCAUCAAAAAGGUAUCUUAUGGAAUCGCUCUGCCUGGUCUGUUCGUUGGUUGCAUCCUCUAUACCCACGUCGGCGCCAAGAUGUUGUUUGUUCGUCUCUUGAGGGGGUCUGAUCAUCUCACGGGAACCUCAUUCAUCCAUUGGUCCGUGUGGCUCGGCACUGUAGGCAUGAGCGUAGCUAUCGCCUUUAUUCUCGCUGAAUCCAUUCCAUUCUUUGGCGACUUUGUCUCUCUUGUCGGCGCUACCCUCGGCACCUUCCUCUGCCUCAUCACCCCCGCUCUCAUGUGGUUACACGACAACUGGGCCCUCCGCAAGGAGCGCACCUCUAUCGGCUUCCGGUCACAUAUCGCAUUGAGCGUGUUCAUCCUGCUGGCAGGUGUCUUUAUCGUCAUCACGGGCACAUGGUCGUCUGUGCUCAGUAUUAAAGACUCUUACGCGGAUGGUUCGGUCGGAAGUGCAUUCUCGUGCGCCGACAACAGCAAUUGA
This is a messenger RNA of Cryptococcus wingfieldii CBS 7118, 1434 nucleotides long. RefSeq names its product neutral amino acid transporter. Gene Ontology annotation, molecular function: amino acid transmembrane transporter activity. Lineage: Eukaryota; Fungi; Basidiomycota; Tremellomycetes; Tremellales; Cryptococcaceae. The record is from RefSeq and is a predicted model, not a curated record. The coding region runs from base 1 to 1434 and encodes 477 amino acids. The transcript has 8 exons. Gene Ontology annotation, biological process: amino acid transmembrane transport. Gene Ontology annotation, cellular component: vacuolar membrane.